Messenger RNA from Heteronotia binoei (common prickly gecko), 1111 nucleotides. RefSeq names its product complement C1q B chain (gene C1QB). The transcript is spliced from 3 exons. Lineage: Eukaryota; Metazoa; Chordata; Lepidosauria; Squamata; Gekkonidae. The record is from RefSeq and is a predicted model, not a curated record. Gene Ontology annotation, molecular function: protein binding. The coding region runs from base 136 to 882 and encodes 248 amino acids.
GAUUCCUGGAUGUGUGUGUGUGUGAAUGUGUAGAGGGCGCUCCUUUCCCCUCUCUGCUGGGGGGAAGUGUCUUCAGUCCGGGCCAAAGGCUCAUCCAGCUUUGCUGUCUUGGUGGUGUUUGGGGAGGCUGCGAGGAUGCUGAGCCUCCAAGGGAUGGUGUGCCUGGCACUGAUGUGCCUGCCUGCAGCCUGGCUGGCCAGCGCCAGCAGCUGCCAGGGGCCUUCUCUCCUUCCAGGGAUCCCUGGUAGGCCGGGGCCCCCAGGUACCAACGGCCAAGAUGGAGUCGACGGGCUCAAGGGCGAACGAGGCCCUCCCGGGAUGUCUGAUGACGCCAGGGACGUUGGGGAGAAAGGAGACCCCGGAGAGGAUGGGCAUCCUGGAAAAGUUGGCCCCAAAGGCCCAGGAGGAUCCAAAGGUCCGCCUGGCCCACCCGGCCCCCACGGCCCCAAAGGAGAAUCCGGGGACUACAAGACCACUCUCAAGUCAGCCUUCUCAGCAGCCAGGGGGCUCACCAUGUCACCGCAGCGUAGGCAGCCCGUCCGAUUCGACCGUGUCCUCGUCAACGUGAACCGUCACUACGAGAACCGCUACGGCCGCUUCACUUGCGAGAUGCCGGGCAUCUAUUACUUCACCUACCACGUCACUUCCCGGGGCAACCUCUGCGUCCACAUCAAGAAAGGACAGGGCAGCCGAGGAGAGAAGGUGGUGGGGUUCUGCGACUACGUUCACAACACGUUCCAAGUCACCACGGGGGGCGUGGUGCUCCGUCUGGCAGCAGGCGAGUCUGUCUGGCUGGAGCCAACCGAGAAGAACUCGCUGAUCGGGGGGACGGAAGGAGCCGACAGCAUCUUCUCCGGCUUCCUGCUCUUUCCUGACGCCUGAGGGCAUCCCAGACCGUGCACGUUUCUUGCUCUCUCUGUAGUUGACCUGGUGUUAUCUCCUGGAAGAUGUUGGUCAGCUCUAGAACUCAGGGCCUUUGAGCUUCAGCACCUGCCACCUAUCCAGGAUGCCCCCAACUCUUGUUCAUUCCCACCUGCUCCCAACCAUCCCGCUUGCCCUGUAGCAUCAGGCCUGUCUGCAAAAUAAAUAAACGUAUGCUCUGAAGAACAAA